This is a messenger RNA of Wallemia mellicola CBS 633.66, 2661 nucleotides long. Its product is annotated as Het-C-domain-containing protein. NCBI's taxonomy places the organism in Eukaryota, Fungi, Basidiomycota, Wallemiomycetes, Wallemiales, Wallemiaceae. The transcript has 9 exons. The record is from RefSeq and is a predicted model, not a curated record. The coding region runs from base 488 to 2530 and encodes 680 amino acids.
UUCACAACCAACUCAUAACUCACGACAAAGAAUUAAAGACGAGUAAUAAUGACAUCUAACACAUUCAUGCUUACAAUGACAGCACUGUUCGUGCUUAUUUCGCUUAACGGCGUCUUGGCUUUUGGUAGUGGAGACAUUGCAUCUACUUCUGGUCUUGAGGACCGCUGUUACAGACACGGUGAUAUUGAGAACACACUUCUCGAUCUCUUGUAUACCGUAGGAACUGGUACAUCAGGCAGUCUCAUCAAGUCCUUCAUCAAGAAGGCUGUUAGUGGAGGCAAAGGAAAGAAGUUUGACGAGAAGAACGUUAAAAGAGUAUACUUUGGAGACUGGAGUCGCGAUCUCAGUCAAGCUUUGGACGUUUCUGGUUUGAAAAUAGCAUCUCCAAAGCAGCUUACCACUGUUGUUGCGGUUCUCGGUUUCCUUUCAUUUGGUUAUGCGACACGCGAAUUCGAAGUAACCGAAGAGAGAUUAGGAACAUACCGUAAUGAAGAGCACAUCGACAAUCCAUCUGGAUAUGCCGAUGCACCAGAAGGUCCUCCAAACAAAGUCAGUGGUUACCACAAGCUUCGUGGAGAAUUACAUCGCUAACGAAGACGGAGAAUGGGAUACCAGUUCCGAGUUUAUUAGGAAAAACCUCGUCGCUUGUGUCGAAUUGGGUAGACGCGCCAGACAGGAUGAUAAUGACGAACAAAUGUGGGAGGCUCUUCGUCUCCUUGGUACCGCUUUGCACACUCUUGAAGAUUAUGCUGCUCACUCUAACUUCAUCGAGGUUGCGCUCCAAUCAUUGGGCUAUGAAAACGUCUUCACACAUGUUGGUGAGAAUGUAAGAUUCGACAGUCCAAACGGUAAGAAGGUAUCUCCGAUCGUUACAGGAACAUUUGGUGGUCUCGACUUCUUCCACAGUAUGUGCGGUGAAGUUUCAGAUAAGCUUUCUUCAAAUGGAGUUGGUGACUUGUCUACUAAGCUCUCCCAAAGCAAGGAUAGCAAUGUUGACAAUAUUAGAAAGAUCAUCACCAAGUUACUCAAGUCUAAGGACAAGGGCGAAAAAGAUGACAGUGAUGACGGUCAUGCAGACGCUGAUCAAAAGGUCAACAGACUCGAAGAGAUUCGCAAGCAUGCUAAAGAUAAUACCAACAUGAAUGAGGACGAAUUCCAUAGCAUGGUUAUGGAAGUCCUUACUAUCCAUGACGAUAUCACUCGCGCUAUCGAAGCAGUUAUGGACAAAAUUCCGUUCAUCAAUGAGCUCCUUGAUGAAGCCUCAAAUACACUUCAAGUCUUCAUCUACUCAACCAUUGAGCCAGUCCUUUCACCUAUCUUGAAGAAUCUUAAGGAUGCUAUGUUCGAAGUUUCAGCAGGUGUCAUCGAUGAUCACAGUCAACGUAUUGUUUUCAAUGAUCCAAACGCCAGUGACCCAACACACUCUAUGCUUGCGAAGGAUCACUUUGGAAACAUCCUCAACGGUCCAGCUGGUCGUUUAGCCAAGGUUGUCAUUACACAUGCUGUUAACACCGUCGUCAAAGAUGGUUGGGAUGGUGAUAGGGAUCCAAGAUCAAUUGCGGAUGAUUGUAUUCAAGCUCUUCAUCAUCCAGACUUCCAAAAUGGAUCCCAGAUCCAGAAGGACAUGGUCAACUUCGUCAAAGAGUGGAUAGAAUCACAAGGUAACGAAAAGAAUGAAGUCUUGAAAAGAUUAGAGAAAGACAGUGUCCUCGAGCACCGCAACACUACAGACAACCUUUCUGGAGGAUCCGCAGCCCCUAAUGACCAAGAAAAAUAUGGUCAAUACCACGGUGCUCGCCAAGGUCUUCAAGGACUUGCUGCUUCUGGUACCCUUGACAAGGUUCCUGGCGGCAAGGAGUUGAGCGAGGGUAUGAAUGCCUUGCAUAUGGGUGGUGCAGACAAGAAUAUGUCUGUCGAACGCUCCAAGAACAACUCAAGCGGACACCAAUCCGGCAACCAACAUCCUUCAGGAAAAACCCAACACCAAUCCUCUGGCUAUGGUGGUGGCUCAACCUAUGGUUCUUCAGGUGGCUACGGUGGAUCCGGCAACGACCACUCUUCAGGCAGACACCAACAAUCCUCUGGCUACGGCUCUACCGGUGGAUACGGUGGAUCCGGCAACGACCACUCUUCAGGCAGACACCAACAAUCAUCUGGCUACGGCUCUACCGGUGGCUACGGUGGAUCCGGCAAUGACCACUCUUCAGGCAGACACCAACAAUCCUCUGGCUAUGGUGGCGGUUCAACCUAUGGUUCUUCAGGUGGUUACGGUGGAUCCGGCAAUGACUACUCUUCAGGUAGACACCAACAAUCUUCUGGCUAUGGUGGUGGCUACGGUGAAUCUGGCAAUACCUACGGCAGCUCAAGCCAUGGCUCAAACACCGGGUAUGGUUCAUCUAACACUCAUGGCUCUAGCUACGGUCUUGGUGGUGAUUCCGAUCAGUACACUUCUCGUAACGGUGGCUCCUACCGUAGCGGUAAUGAGUACGGCAGCGGUCAAAACUCAUAUGGUUCAAGCCGUCAUUACUAAAUUGAUAAAGAAGUACCUGCCAAACAACUCUAGCUUGGAAAACUUAAAAAAAAUAUUUGCUUUACUCUUGACUGAACUUUUUAUACACGAUUUUCUUUCAUAUUCUAUGAUGUAACACAUAUUGAUGAUAG